Molecule: messenger RNA, 1222 nt
Organism: Leptonychotes weddellii (Weddell seal)
Lineage: Eukaryota; Metazoa; Chordata; Mammalia; Carnivora; Phocidae
Source: RefSeq, a predicted model, not a curated record
CAGCGUCCCUUGCUGGGCUCCGAGGCCCCGCGGCCCCAACGUCCUCAGCCGGGCUCUGCGGCAGUCGCCCUGCCUGGGGCCGGGACCGCCGGCGGAAGGAGGAUCUGGGCGGCCCGGUUGGCGGGAGGGCGGUUGCCUUUCCCGGAUCUCAUCCCCGGCCGCCCGAGGCGGGAGGAAACAGCGGCGAGGUCCGCGGGCGGCAUGGCAGGAGCUGCGGACGAGCGCGGGCCCGGUUCCGCGGCGGGGGAACAACUGCAGCAGCAACACGUCGCGUGCCAGGUCUUCCCCGAGCGGCUGGCCCAGGGAAAGCCCGGGCAAGGGUUCCUUUCCAGCUUCUUCACCAACAACCAGAAGUGCCAGCUUAUGCUCCUGAAGACGCUGGAGACAAAUCCAUAUGUCAAACUUCUACUUGAUGCCAUGAAGCACUCAGGUUGUGCUGUUAACAAAGAAAGACACUUUUCUUGUGAAGACUGUAAUGGCAAUGUCAGUGGAGGUUUUGAUGCGUCAACAUCUCAGAUUGUUUUGUGCCAGAACAACAUCCGUAAUCAGGCCCAUAUGAACAGAGUCGUCACCCACGAGCUCGUUCAUGCGUUUGAUCACUGUCGCGCUCACGUUAAUUGGUUCACUGACGUCAGACAUUUGGCCUGCUCAGAAGUUCGAGCUGCUAACCUUAGUGGAGACUGCUCUCUUGUAAAUGAAAUAUUCAGGUUGCAUUUUGGAUUGAAACAACAUCAUCAGCGGCCACCGAAAGCGAACAGAACUAGCAACAGGAGGGAAAGUUUGGGGAGGUGGUGGGAGCCUGGUGGAGGGAGAACAGUUGUAGAGAAUGGAGUCCCUGCGUUCGUACGGCAUGUACCCAAGAGACACCGGCAUCGAUGACAGUGACUGAUGGCCAAAUAUGGUAAAAUCACCCAGUUUUAACAGGAAUGAAUUACAUUUGGAAAGAAGUAAACCUGAACUGUGGUCUCUACGUGUGCCUCCCAAACCUGUAGCUCCAGGAGACAAUUUUUUACCAUCGUUUCUUCCCCUGGAAGGGAGAAAUGUCCUCUUUCUGGCAAUUGCUGCCGUAGCUCCAUAUGGUUCAUCCUCUCUUUCUUCUUCCUUUAUGCCUGAGGUUUAUUUUUAAAAUCAGUGUUUAGUGUAAUUUAGGUCGAGAAGCACUGGUUUAUAUUCUCUCUUUUUUUUUUUUAAGAUUUUAUUUAUUUAUUUGACAGACAGUGAG